Dioszegia hungarica is the source of this 3405-nucleotide messenger RNA. RefSeq lists its product as uncharacterized. Bases 1 to 3405 code for a protein of 1134 amino acids. Gene Ontology annotation, cellular component: nucleus. NCBI's taxonomy places the organism in Eukaryota, Fungi, Basidiomycota, Tremellomycetes, Tremellales, Bulleribasidiaceae. The record is from RefSeq and is a predicted model, not a curated record. Gene Ontology annotation, biological process: regulation of actin filament polymerization; actin cortical patch assembly. The transcript has 9 exons. Gene Ontology annotation, molecular function: ubiquitin binding; protein-macromolecule adaptor activity; identical protein binding.
AUGGCGUACGUAGCGGUCGUCAAGGCUUUGUAUGACUAUGAAGCUCAGGACCCCGAGACUGAGCUUGCGCUCAAAGAGGAUCAGAUUGCCUAUGUUAUCGAGAAGGAAGAUGAGGAUUGGUGGAAGGCCAAACUGAAGAAUGAGGACGGGGAUGAGGAGGGCGGAGUGGGAUUGAUUCCCGUUAGCUAUGUUGAGGAACUUCCACCAAUCAACAGCACUCGCGCCCUUUACGCCUACACCUCGACCACAGCCGAGGAGCUCUCGAUGGAGGAAGACGCCGUCCUCCAAGUAUUCUCUGUCGAAGAGGACUGGCUCCUCGUCCGCGUGGAGGGCGGAGCAGAAACACUCGGUUUCGUCCCACGGACAUACUGCGAGCCGCUGGACGAGUCGCAGGAGGUCGAAGUGGCCGACGCCGCCGAGGCCGAGGCGGAUCUCGAGGAAAAGCGGCAGCAGGAAGCGAUUGAUAUCCGGCAGCGCGAGGCGUCUGAGCGACAGAGACAGCUCAAGCUGAAGGACAAGGUGGAGACGUGGAGUGUGUCGCAGAUGGAGGGGAAGAAGAAGAAGAAGGGGACGCUGGGGGUGGGGAACGGAGCGGUGUUCUUCGCUUCGGACACGGAUAAGCUGACAUGGCAGUCUCCUGUUCAGCAGAUCUCAAUUACAGAUCUCGACUCGGUAUCUUCGGUGUCGAGCAAGGAGAUCCAGCUCUCCAUCUCUUCUCUCCCCGCUCCGCUCCACUUCCACUGCGGCGGAUCCGACACGGCCAAAGCGAUCCUGGCCAAGCUGGAGACUUCGAAAGAGGCUGCGGGAGAGGCUCUGCAGACUAUUGCAGCGGAAGGAGCAGCCGACUCGGACGACUACGAGCCUAAAGCUGUCCGAUUCGCACCCACCUCCUCCGCCGCUUCUGCGCGCGCCCCAGCGGCCAGCUCCGGCGAACCCGCUACGGUCCUCUACGACUUUGACGCGCAAGGCGAGGACGAAUUGAACGUCAAGGAGAAUGACAUUGUCACGGUCGUCGACAAGGAGAACGAUGAGUGGUGGCUCGUGCGUAACUCGCGAGGGCAAGAAGGAGUCGUCCCGGCGCAGUAUAUCCAGAUCGGCGAGGGGUCCGCCCCCGCCGCAGCGGGGUAUGACGAAGAUGACGAGGAGGAAGAGGCGAGGAGGGCAGAGGAGGAGGCUACGGCUCAGCGCCAGCUUGAUGCCGAGAGGCAGAGGGAGCGGAGCAAGCAGGCUGAGCAGCGCCGUGCGAUUGAGAAGGCGGCAAGGGCGAAGCAAGUACAGGAGGAGGAGGACAGGCAGAUUGCCCUCGAUCUUGAGAGGAGGGAAGUGGAGAGGUCGAUUGCGCAGCAAAAGGCGAGAAUGCAGGAGGAGGAGGUUCACCAAGAGGAACUGUCUGCUCGGCGGAGGGAAGUAGCGAGGCAUCAGGCACCGCCAAAGAUCGCCAAGCGGCCAUCUGCUAACGAUGUUGCUGCAGCCGCCGCGAGACUGCCGGACAGGGGACGAGCACCGCCAGACCGCCCACCAGAGAAUAGCCGGCCGAAACCCAAUCCUGGCCGUGUCCGCGUAUGGAGCGACAAGUCUGGCCAGUUCAAGGUGGAGGCGGAAUACCUCGGUCUCAAUGGCAACAAGAUCCGGCUGCACAAGACCAACGGCGUCAUCAUCGAGGUCCCUAUCGACAAAAUGAGCCAGGAGGACGUGCAGAUGAUCAAGCGGCACGAGACACGGCGGCAGCAGCGCCGGGCUGCAGCUGAGCCCGAGGACGAUGAUGUGCCCCUCGGCCGAACGCCGCGGAAGGGCCAAUCAUCCCGUUCCGAGGAGAGUCGGGCGCGGGGCGAGGAGCCUAUACCUGCUGCCGCGAUGGAACAGCCCAAACCCCGGAAACCGCGAUUCGACUGGUUUGCCUUCUUCCUGGAGGCCGGCUGUUCGAUGGAUGACUGUACGCGGUACGCGGCCAACUUUGAGCGGGACCGGAUUGACGAGACACUGCUCCCUGACCUGGAACCGUCGACGCUGCGGAGUCUGGGGCUGAAGGAGGGGGAUGUCAUCCGGGUGCGCAAGGAGAUCCAGGUGCGCUUCGCCAAGAAGACGCCUGAGCAGGAGGCGCAGAUCAAGCAGGACGAGGAUUACGCGCGGCAAUUGCAGGACUAUGAGCGGUCGGGCGGGAAGGGACCUAUUCCUCAACCUCCCCCCGCGCUCUUUACGGGUCCAAGUGGCAAGUUGGCCAACAAUACACGGAGGGGACGGCCAGAGCGGAAAGGGACGGAUACGGUGGAUGCUUCGGCGAUCGCAGCGGCGGGCGAUCAACUCAGCAAGAUGAACACUGGGGAUAGCGCGCCUUCACCGGUCCUUCUCUCACCUUCGCCCCCGCCGCCAAAGCAGGAGAAGCCGGCCGCUCCUGCGCCCGCACAGCUCAUUGCUGGCUUUGAUGACGAUGCGUGGACCAUCAAGCCCAGCUCUAAACCCGCCAGCCCGGCUCCUCCCGCCUCUACACCUGCCCCGGCCGCUCUUCCUCCUGUCGUCAAUGGCAACCGGGCAGCCACGUCCGGAUCAUCCGGUACCGACUCGCUCUUUGCGCAGAUCCAGGCCCUUCGGCCAGCCCAAACCGGUAUGCAAUCCAACAGUACCGGCGGGUCGUUCGGUCAAUCCCAGAUGCAGCCAAACCAAACGGGCUUCUCCAACUCGGCGCAAUACGGUCUCGGCCAACAAGGGACCGGUCAGCCCAUGUCCCAAAUGAUGAUGAACAACCCGAAUGCGCCGCGCGGCCCACUCGCGCCCGUCCCGAGCAACGAGGGGUUGCUCAACCCGCUCCAGCCGAGUCAGACUGGCGUGUUUGUUCCCACACGCGGAAGCCCGGCGCCUAUGGGCCAGCAGGGUAUGAUGCCCCAGGCGACAGGGUAUGGGAUGAUGCCGCAGCAGACGGGGUACGCGGCGGGGUUCCAGCAAGGGUAUGGGCAGCUGCAACCUGCGUUCACUGGAAUGGCUGGACCUCAGCAGCAGUUCGGCCAAAACAUGCACCAACAGGCCAGCUCAACAUUCGGUAGUAUCGCCAAUAUGGGCCCACCUGCGCCGCCCCAGCAGCAGCAGCAGCAACAACCGCAGGGUGAUAAGUUUGCCCCGGGGAAUAUCUUUGCCGCGAUGAAGAGGCAGGACUUUGGUAAGCCGGAUGAACAGCGGCCGCAGGAUUCAGGCAAAUAUGAUGCUCUCCGACCAUUGACGACUGGAUAUAACGGCGCACCGGGCAUGAUGCCCCAACAAACGGGAAUGGGAAUGAUGCCGCAGCAAAUGGGCAUGAUGGGCGGUAUGGGGAUGCAGCCGACGGGGAUGGGACAGGGGAUGAUGGGGCCGCAGAUGACGGGAUACAAUCCGUAUGCGGGGCAGCAAAAUCAGUAUGGGGGCCAGUACCGAUGA